CGAAACCUGUCACACCAGCAGGAGUACGGGACUGCUCUUGAGCCCCCACCCCCAGACUUCCUUCCUCUCUUGGGGGGUACAAGUCUGGCAAGUGAGAGAGGCAGCGGCAUCUGACUGGGGCAGUCUUCCCAAGAAGAUGCAGCUGCUCCUGUUCCUGAUGGCCUUUCUCCUACCCCCCGGGGCUGGGGCAGGGGAGAUCAUCGGAGGCCAAGAGGCCAGGCCUCAUUCCCGCCCCUACAUGGCUUUUCUUAUAAUCCAGACUCCAGUGGGGUACAGCACCUGCGGGGGUUUCCUGGUGAGAGAAGACUUUGUGCUGACGGCAGCUCACUGCUGGGGAAGUCCUAUCACUGUCAUCCUGGGGGCCCACAACAUCAGGAGGGAGGAAAGAACCCAGCAGCGCAGGUCUGUGCUCAGAGCCAUCCGCCACCCUGAUUACAAUCAACAGAGCAACGUGAAUGACAUCAUGUUACUGCAGCUGGAAAACAGAAUCCAACAGAGUGAAGCUGUGAGGACAGUGUCUCUGCCUCAGGCACAGGCCAGACUGAGACCUGGGGCUGUGUGCACCGUGGCAGGCUGGGGCCUGGUGAGCCUGAGCAGGAGUACAAACAGACUCCAUGAGGUGCAGCUAACUGUGCAGAGGGAUAGCAGGUGCCGCGAUCGCUUCAAUUUCUACACCGGCCAAACACAAAUUUGUGUGGGGAACCCAAGUUCGAGGAAGUCCGCCUUCCUGGGGGACUCCGGAGGCCCCCUGAUAUGUAACAAUGUGGCCGAGGGGAUUGUCUCCUAUGGAGACAGGAGGGGGAUUCCUCCCGCAGUCUUCACCAGGGUGUCCAGCUUCGUGAACUGGAUAAACAGAACAAUGGAACGCUUCAAGCAGCAGAACCAGACCUGGACGCCGCUGUGACUGAUUCUGCUCUGGGGCGGCUCCAGAGGGGGUGGCCAGAGCCUUAAUAAAUGUCCAUGUCUAGAGUGGAAUUAACUAACUUUUCAUGGGUUCAUUAAACAUCAUUCGGUACACAACAAGCACAUGCCAGGACAGAGUCUGGGCUCCUCCAGGAAAAUGGGGUUCUUCCCCAGGACAAAUUAACCCCUCCCACACCACUCUGGAGAUCAGGAUGAGCUACUUCCUUCCUCCUGGCCAUCCAUUCCCUCAUUUCUCCUCCCCCCACCACCUGGGAGAAGGGUGGAAAGACAUAUCUCUUCUCAGGACAAAGCUCUCUACUCUUCACCCUACCAGAGAUUCCCCUACUAGGUAUUAAAGUAGACUCUAAAACUGUAUGCCAGUGCUAUGUGUAGGGCAGGGAGACCAAAGGGACAGAGUUGAAAUUCAAUACAAAGCUUGAUUUAAUAUAUGAUAAAGGUGGCAUCUCAAAUCACCGAGAAACAAUGAAUUUUCAAUAGAUGGUAUUGGAACAACGAGAUAGUCAUUUGGGGGGAAAAAGAUAAAAUUGGACCUACUCCUUGCACUGUAAGCCACAAUAAACCUCAAAUGAA
Panthera uncia (snow leopard) is the source of this 1494-nucleotide messenger RNA. RefSeq names its product cathepsin G-like. The record is from RefSeq and is a predicted model, not a curated record. Gene Ontology annotation, molecular function: serine-type endopeptidase activity. The transcript has 5 exons. Gene Ontology annotation, biological process: proteolysis. Gene Ontology annotation, cellular component: intracellular membrane-bounded organelle; cytoplasm. The coding region runs from base 137 to 904 and encodes 255 amino acids. NCBI's taxonomy places the organism in Eukaryota, Metazoa, Chordata, Mammalia, Carnivora, Felidae.